Penicillium brevicompactum is the source of this 3879-nucleotide messenger RNA. RefSeq lists its product as uncharacterized. Lineage: Eukaryota; Fungi; Ascomycota; Eurotiomycetes; Eurotiales; Aspergillaceae. The coding region runs from base 1 to 3879 and encodes 1292 amino acids. The transcript has 5 exons. The record is from RefSeq and is a predicted model, not a curated record.
AUGGAUGGCUCCGAUAAAACUCCGUUACUUGAACGCCCGCCGAGCUCUUUGAUAGAUGUCUCGGAGUUCUCGUUCGCCAAGCCCGCAUCCAGCAGGAAGCCGUUUUCUCUCAGGAACGUCUCAAACCAGCAUCCCAUCAGCACAAAUCCAAUUGAGACUGCCCCUGCCUCCAAUGAGCUACUGAAUAGGCAGGUGAUUGUCGACCUGCCUUGGAAUAGGUCUGACACGCCACUCAGUUCUCGUAGCGUCGUCAAAGAUCCGAAACCUGGUAACCCAGUCCCGGCGAGACAACCUUUUCAUGCCCAGCAUGCACACCAGUCUGCGCCAACGAAAGGCCCCGCAAGCGUGAAUCCCGACCAAAUUCGCAUUGAGCACAAUGAGCAGUCGCCUGUGGAACAUGAAGAUGGAGUCUCUGUUUCUCGAUUGCAUGAGCCGAAAGAAGGCGGUGGCCACAACGAAGCCUCCGGGAAUACGUCGAGCGCUGGAAAGCCGCCGCAGGGCGUGGCUGACUUCUACAAGACCAAUGAAGUUGGCCCUGCCUUGCCUAGGGAUGCAUCGGCAACGCUGGAGCGUCGACACGAUCGUGGUAGCCAUGAGGCCACAAUUCUUCUACCACCGAGAGUGCCCCUAAGGCCCGUCAACACUCAACGUACCUCAAAGAGGCAAGGCCACCAUGAAAAAGAGGCACCCAAGAAACAGAUGCUGGUUGUCGGUGGCAAGAAAAAUACUCAGCUGAGCGAGAACGAUCUCUUUGAGCAAUUGAUUGUGAGGAUCAGACAGCGAGAAGAGAGUGAACAAAACGCCACCAGUAUCAGAAGAAAAAUCGAGUCAGAGAAUCGGGCAUUGAAAGAAGCCAACCAGGCCCUACAGGAGCGAGUCAAUAAAAAUCAAGUCCAGUUGGUCAAAGCCUCGUCCGAGUCUAACGGCCAGCGUGCGCUGUUAGAACAGUUGAAGGCGAAGAUGACCACAUACAGAGGUGUGAUCCAUGAGCUUGGUCGUGAAUAUGACAAGGUUCGAGCGCAGACGAUGGAUCUCAAAGAGACUGCGGCCUCACUGGGACAUGAAAAGGUGGAAAUACAAGCCACCCUUGGCGAUCUCAAAUUGCAGACGUCAAAACAAACCGCAAUGAUCGAGGGGCAGAAAGAGAGACUCGCCUCUUCGAAUGGAUCAAUUGCUCUUUUAAAAGAAGCACUGGAGCAUUCAGAGAAAAGGAGCGAUCUUCUCAAGGCCCAGCUGAUGGGUGACAAAAGGCGAAUCGGGACACUUGAGGCCUACAUCCAGAGGGAAUCUGAGAGCCAGGCACGAUGUUUGACCGUCGUCAAAAAAGAACAACGCAAGAUGGCUGAAAAGAUUGACACUAUGUGUGAUCGGUUCAAGAAAGCCUGCUUUGAAGCCCAGGAUUCCAUCCUAACGAAACUGGGUCCGGAGGUAGAGCGUUGCGCCGCUUCAGUUGAGGACUUGAAGAAGCAGUGUUCUGCCGAAACGAUGAAUGCGGAAGAAUUCACCAACAGUGUUCAAAAGGCCAGCUCGCGCUUUGAGUAUCUAGCAGGACAAUUCACAAGCGAUCUCGACAGAACCAACGAGACGAGCAACAAUGUCUUCCAGGCUUUGCAAGAAGGACUGCAAUCGAUCGAAAGCAACCUGGGUCCCUACUCGUCUUUGAUGAAGCAGCUUGCUAGCAACGAGAGCUCCUAUAGCAGUCUCCAGCGGCAUGUUCAAAUCAUUGAACCAGUUCUCGGGAAUCUAGGGGAUUCUGUCAAGGCCGUCGAAACAACCGAAGCAAACCUCAUUCAAGGUCUGCAAAAAUUCAGCCAAAUGCUUUCUGAAGCCAGAAUGCCGGCGGGGAACCCCGUGCUAGAAAAGGAGGUUGCUGCAAAGUUUGCUGAAAAUACGCAGUUACAACUUCAGCUCCAGCAAGCCUUGGGUGAGAAGGAGUCUCUUCAGAUGGAGUUGGAGCGAAAAGUAUCAGAGAACAUCCAAAUCCAGCAUGAUCUCACUGAAACAACUUCCAAUGGGCAGGAGAACAAAGUCAAACUUGCCCGUCUGGAAAUGGAAAAAACAGCACUGCGAGGCGAGUUUGUUAUUCAUGAGCAAAGGAUCCGAGAGGAGCUUUCCACGGCUGGCACACGAUCACAGGAUGAGAUGAAAGGAAUGUAUGAACACAAGAUUGGAGAACUUGAGAUGGUGAAUGCUCGACUGGAACGGGAAACCCAUGAACUCACAUCACAGCUUGCCAAUAACCAAAGCUCUCUGGACGAGUCAAAGAAGCUCGCGGAGAAAAGUCGACUCGAAACAAAUCUGAAGCUCCAGGACACCCGCAUGCAGAUUGAGGAGUUAGAGCGGACUUGCUCCGAGUACGCCGACGACGCGAAAGCCAGCGAAGCUAAGUCACAGAUGACGAAAUCUUCGGAAGCUAGCUUGAAUGCCGAGAAGGAAGCACUCGUACAGCAACUUCACCAGCUGACGAAGAAUAGCGAAGAGCUUCAAACCCAGCUGGCACAAGUGACUCAGUCCCAAGGCAUGAAAGAACGAGCAGCGUUCGACGCAGCGGAAAAGCUCCUGCGAACUGAGAUCGAAUUGGCAUUCAAAGAUCAGGAGCUUAAACUCACGAAGCAUAGCGUCGCUGUUGUUGAGUCGCGGUCAGCGGCCUUAGAGAAGAACCGAGCGGAGGCAGAUUCUGAGAUUCUUUCCCUACUUCAGCGAGCCCAAGAAGCCGAGAGCUGGCAGAUGACGAUAAGAGAAGGGGUUUCAAAGAUCAUGGAAGUGCCACCCAAUGAGCCUUUCGAGGUGACCUGGCGUAAGGUUGAGAAUUCUCUUCAACGUCUGCUCGCGCAGCGUACCACGCAUGAUCCCUUCUGCGUCAAUGCUCUGAAAAAAGAAAAUGUGGUCACAGUUGACGACAGGAUUGACCCUCACGAGCCGAGGAAAUGCGGCACUGGCAAUGAUUUUGCGACUGAACUAAGCGCAAUGCUUUCCCAUGCAAAGGAGAAUGCGGAAACAGGCGAACAAUUACCACACACGGAACGCCAUGUUUCGAUAGUCGGCGAUUGUGUUGACCCACCACGAGAUUCAGUCGUUGAUCGAAGUCAUAUCACUCCCUUCUCGAGCCUGCAUGACAGGGCCGCUCCUGAAUAUGAUGAUCUGUCUGUGUUCAAUGACGUGGCUGAGCUUGAUAUGCUCAUGCUGUGCACACCUGAUCCCCAGGGAUCGUUUGCUCCAAGGACAACAGUUCCAGGUGAGGAGUCUGAAGAGACUUCAAAGUUACCGGCAAUCUCGGAAAAGCGCACCAAGACUACCAAACAGCUCGAGUUGAUGAAUGUCGACGAAACCGAACAGUCUGGGCCUGAUCCUGGGAAGCUUGGUGCUACUCUUGCCGACCAAUCUAUCAAGCCAGAGCAGACCGCCGUGAAGCGAAAGGCAGUCAGCUUUGAAGAAACACAUGCCAUGACUCAGAGCAAACAUGAGAAAACUAGACGACUGUCGGACGCAACUGACCACAGCUCCGGGGUGGAGUCGGAUAGCAAAGAGAUCAAACGAAGCCAGAAACGGACCUACAGUCGUCUUCGCCAAUCCGUUGCCCAAGAAGAUUCGCCUGAUUCUCAGACGCGUGUGCAGUCAGACACCAAGGCUUUGACCGGGGAUCUUCCGCAAGCCCCAAUCAAAUCAACCGACGAUGCGGACAGCGCACCCAAACCCACAAAGAGAUCGCGCAAGACAGGCGAUGACCCGCAACGACGGCUCAGUCCCAAGGGGUUGGCCUUAGGGAGUAGUCGAACCGAAGGAACCAGCCAAGCUGCUAAAGCGCGAGCCCGGAAUAAACGCCGCACUCGAGGCAAGCUGUCUCAUCUCUCCAAGGCAGACCGAACUAACCAUGGAUAG